This is a messenger RNA of Miscanthus lutarioriparius, 1590 nucleotides long. The record is from the annotation of a GenBank genome assembly. Lineage: Eukaryota; Viridiplantae; Streptophyta; Magnoliopsida; Poales; Poaceae.
AUGGCGAUUAUUCUUUGUGCAUCACCCGCAGCGCCGCCAUGGAGCUUGCUCUGCGCGCUCGGGGCCCUGGCAGUGGCGGCCCUGUGGGGUGCGUGGCGGGCGCUGGCGCGGUUCUGGCUCCGCCCGCGGAUGCUGGGCCGCGCCCUGCGGUCGCAGGGCUUACCUGGCACGGCGUACCGCUUCCCCUCCGGCGACAUGAAGGAGUUCCUCCGCCUCGCCGCCGCGGCCUACUCUGAACCCAUGCCCCUGGCGGCCUCGCACGCCGUUGCUCCUCGAGCGCUUCCCUUCGACCACAGCAUCACCAGGCAGCACGGUAAUCUCGCUGUGACCUGGUACGGGCCGGAGCCGAGAGUGAUCGUGAACGACCCCAAACUCACGCGAGAGAUCCUGGCAAACAAGCACGGCGUAUUUGGGAAGCAGAAGUCUGUUCUUUGGGUCGAGAGGCUGCUGGCCAACGGCCUGACGACCCACCAAGGCGAGAAAUGGGCCACGCACCGGAGGAUUAUCAACCACGCCUUCCAUCUCGAAAAGCUCAAGAGGAUGUUGCCAGCUUUCGCCGCAUGUUGCGGUGAGCUGAUAGGCAGAUGGGAGAACUCUGUAGGCUCUGAGGGUAUGCAGGAGAUAGAUGUGUGGCCGGAGUUCCAAAAUCUCACAGGCGACGUCAUCUCCCGCGCGGCGUUCGGGAGCAGCUUGAGUGAAGGCAGAAGGAUCUUCCAGUUGCAAUCGGAGCAGGCACAAAAUGCUGUAAAUAUGGCAAACAGGAUGCAUAUCCCAGCCUACAGGUUCCUACCAACAAAGCUAAAUAAAAGGAUGAAGGAAAACGCGCGUGAAGUUGAGACGCUUCUCAAAGGCAUUAUCUCAAAGAGGGAGAGGGCAAUGAAGGACGGACUCGAUAACGACGACCUACUAGGAUUGUUACUGGAAUCCAACACUAAAGAAAGCGAGGAAAGUGGGAGCACCAAGGCAAUGAUGAGUACAGAGGACAUAAUCGGGGAGCUGAAGCUAUUCUACUUCGCAGGGAUGGAGACAACCGCAGUGCUGCUCACAUGGACAAUGGUGCUUCUGAGCAUGCACCCUGAGUGGCAGGAUCGCGCGAGGGAGGAGGUUCUUCGCAUCUUUGGGAAGAACCAACCGGACUCUGAGGGCAUCAAUCAGCUCAAAACUGUUACAAUGAUAUUACAUGAGAUUCUGAGAUUGUACCCGCCUAUACUGCUACUUGGCCGGGAGACGUAUCAGGAGACAGAGCUUGGAGGGGUCAGGUACCCACCUGGUGUUGUAUUUUCGUUGCCAAUUGUGUGCAUCCACCACAACCCAGGAGUUUGGGGAGAAGACGCAGACGAGUUCAGGCCGGAGAGGUUCGCGGAGGGCGUCUCCAAGGCAUCCAAGGACGCGCCGGCGUUCUUUCCGUUCGGCUGGGGGCCGCGGAUAUGUGUUGGUCAGAACUUCGCGUUACUGGAGGCCAAGAUGGGCUUAGCCAUGAUCCUGCAACACUUCUUGUUCGAGCUCUCACCGUCUUACACGCAUGCACCGUGCGCGGUCUCCACUCUGCAGCCACAGUAUGGGGCGCAGAUUAAGCUUAAGAAACUCUAA